AUAAAACUACUUCAAUCAAAAUACGUCAACCAAAAUUUUUGUCAGAAAUGCAGAAAUAACCUGAAAAUAAGCUAAUCCGUUAAAAUAAUAAAAGUACAUAUACAUAGUAUGCCGUUUGGUCGAGGCCGAGGAGGAGGAGGCUAUAGAGGGCUCUGCUCAAAAUGACUAAGCAUACAUUCUAUGCUUUGUUAUCAACAAAUUGUAAGAAAAAACUCCAACAAAAUAGAAAUGUGUCCCAGAUGUGAUUCUAAAAAGCGCGGGCGAUCCGGAUAUUCACGGGGAUACCAGCAUGCGCCGGCUAGACCUCCACCUAUGGUUGUGACACCGAUGCCCCAACGGCGAUCCAUGUUCAGAGACGCGGCUUCAAUCGCUGGAGGUGUCACCGUAGGCACGGCUGUGGGUCACGUUGUUGGAGAAGGCAUAACAAGUUUAUUCAGUGGCUCACGACGUGAAGAAGUAGUGCAUGCCUUGCCACGGGACUAUGACAUGAGAUCUGAACCGAGCGGCCCGUGCGCGUACGAAAUAUCAGCGUUUUUGAAUUGCGCUACCAACCACGAAGAUAUCCAACAGUGUCAAGCAUUCAAUGAGGCGCUAAAGGAAUGCAAACGAAGAAACCGUUUACCGUAGGCCACUCAUGAGGAUUCAGCAAACCUGACCAGUCAACAACUAACCACAUCAACAAACGCACAUUACCCUUAAAUCAACCCCUUUUUUACAAAUAAAUAAACCUCUACAGUAA
Messenger RNA from Helicoverpa armigera (cotton bollworm), 739 nucleotides. It is a transcript of the gene Chchd2, whose product is annotated as coiled-coil-helix-coiled-coil-helix domain-containing protein 10, mitochondrial. Gene Ontology annotation, cellular component: mitochondrion; nucleus. The record is from RefSeq and is a predicted model, not a curated record. Gene Ontology annotation, biological process: mitochondrion organization. Bases 181 to 627 code for a protein of 148 amino acids. The transcript has 5 exons. NCBI's taxonomy places the organism in Eukaryota, Metazoa, Arthropoda, Insecta, Lepidoptera, Noctuidae.